Messenger RNA from Syzygium oleosum, 1904 nucleotides. Its product is annotated as ethylene-responsive transcription factor WIN1-like. Gene Ontology annotation, biological process: regulation of DNA-templated transcription. The coding region runs from base 760 to 1680 and encodes 306 amino acids. The transcript is spliced from 2 exons. Gene Ontology annotation, molecular function: DNA-binding transcription factor activity; DNA binding. NCBI's taxonomy places the organism in Eukaryota, Viridiplantae, Streptophyta, Magnoliopsida, Myrtales, Myrtaceae. The record is from RefSeq and is a predicted model, not a curated record.
UCUUUUGUGCCCGCGUGCGCAAAUAGUACUUCACCAGAGCGAGCUAUAAGAAACAGAGACUGAGCAGGGGGGGAGACGGAGACAGAAACAGAGACCGAGCAGGGUCAACUCUCGAUUCGAGAGUGUUGAGAUGAAUCUCCCCUUCGGUUUCCUGAUUCUCAUUACCUUGUAAUCGCGCUCCGUCGUGCGCACGUCCGUUUGUAGAAACGAAUCUCGCCAGGAGGGACAGAGAAAUCCACGCUUCUUUUGGAGUUCGUGACUCGAAAACUCGCGUGCUGCGGAUAGGAAUAGGAUCGUCAUGCCUUUUGUUGAUCAGUUGUCUGGCCCGAUUUGCUUCAGAUUCCUCUUUUGGCACCGACAAACCAAGAGAUGUAGUAUAUGUCGUCCGGGUCUGAUCCGAUCGCAGGAGCUCGCGAGCAGCUCUACCUCUGUUCUUGCUCUGUGCAUGUGAGCUCACUCGUCUCUGGUCUCUUGAUCAGGUCAAGAAACGGAGCAAUUCAAGCUUCUCUGUGCGAUUUAGAUCAAAAGGGGGUUGUUCUGCUCAGGCUUGUCAUAACACCAAACAGUUUCUCACUUUGAUUUUGGAGGGUUGAUUGGGUCAGAGGGUUUUGGGUUUUACUUGAUACCCAAGUUUCUCAAAGAUCGCCACAAGAUCUUGUUUCCCUUUUGCCUUCUAUCUUUCCUAAACGUUUCAAUUGGAGAUCAUAUCUUUCCUUCCUUUAUAGUCCACCCACACACUAAAGAAGAAGAAGAAAAAGAAUGCCAGGCGUUGAUAGGCGAUUUUUUAGUUCUAACUUGAGAACUGAGAGAGUAGAGAAGAAAAAACCAGGCAGGGAAGACAGGAGGCUGAUUCCAAUGAGGAAAAUCCGCGUAAUGUACUGCGACCCCGACGUGACCGACUCCUCAAGCGAUGAAGACGACACGAAAUGUGGCGAUCGUAUCGUGUCAAGGAAGAAGAGCAUACAGGUCGUUAAGGAGAUUGUGAUUCCAUUGGUGAGACACGGAUGGUGCGAAGAGAUCUCUCCGUGCCUUGCCGACAAUCGUCAGAAGUGUGCUACUAGCGUUAAUGACGUUCUGAGCGAAUCGAGCGUGAGAGCUCGGGGGUCGUCUGCUUAUAAAGGGGUCCGGAGGAGGCCGUGGGGGAAAUUCGCAGCGGAAAUACGCGAUCCUACUCGGGGGGUCCGAGUGUGGCUCGGCACUUAUGGCACUGCAGAGGAGGCUGCUCUUGCCUACCAGAAGAAGAAGCUCGAGAUCGAUCAGAAGAUUGAAUCGAGGAGGAAGAAGGAGAAGGAGAGCUCGAUCUAUUAUGAUUCGAAGGGCGAACCGGAAGACAAUAGAAACGAUUUGUUUCGCCACCAAUCUCCAGCAUCAGUGCUUGAUGUCCACAAGUCUUCUUCACUUAGCAGUGCACAAGACGAGGUGGUUUUCACAGAACAAGACCGGCUCAUUCAUGCGUUUGUGGAUCAAGCAUCGUCGGGAUUAACCAGUCAAGAACUUGGUUUGGGAUGCGAGGGCAGCUUCAUGCUCGAUAACGAGUUUGGGAGUUUUUUCCACGGCGUGGAUCUCACGAGAGAUCUCUUUGAUGACCGCAAAGUGUACGAUCUACCCGACAUUGACCUCGAUUUAGGGAACGAUGAGCUUGCUUGGAUUGAUGAAGCAAUAGAUAUGGAGUGCAUAUAGCUGAGCGAAAUUAGUUUAAUCUAUGUGAGUAUUUUGAGUGUGUCUACUGUCUAGAAACAGGGGACUUGGUUUUUCUCUGCCAUAAAGCUGUCCAAGGUCUCCUGGUUCUAAUUUUUGCUGAGUAUGAGGAUAAUGAUGAUCAUGAACCACAUCAUUAUACUUCUCCAUUGACAAUAUAAAUGAUCAGAGACGGGACUAUAGAGAAGUCAAACUUUAUUCUGAUA